ACACGGAGCGCGUGCACGAGCCCCUCCCACCUCCGCUGCGGUUAUAACGGGACCGGUCCGACCAGUGACCGACCAGAGCACUCGGUGUUUGUACGUGUAGCCGGUAAAUAAAAAAAAGAGAAAGAGAAAAGAGAUGUACUGGGACACCAUCAUCAAACCUGGAGACAGAAACACAGACAGCAAAGACUCCAAAAUAAAGAUGGAGAUUUGCCAGACUGGAUAUUACACAGAAGACUUCAGGACACAGGAAGUGCCAGCUGGCUUUGACUUUGCAUCUUAUGACUACCCUGGUGAAGACCUGUCUUUUCUGUUAGACAGUAAAGCACCCGGGCAGCAGCAGUACGUCGCAGAAAGCAGCUACCCAGAGCCACCAAAAGCUUCUCACACUUACGACACUAAAGUGAGCGACAGCAACACCUCCCUCUUCAACCUGGACUCAUACCAAGAGUUCAACUGGUGGGCCUCAUAUCCACAAGAUGGGCUGACAGUAGACCAGUCACCAACUGGAUACCAGGAGUCUCCACAGACGUACCAGAGCCUGGUGCCCCAGACCGGACAGUUCAGCCCGGCCCUGGAGGGCAGCCACAGCCCCUUUCUAACUGCAAAAGGAUCAAACACAUUACAAAGUGAGACGGAUCAGAGCUACUCGUGUCACUCGGCUGAACUGUACGACUCUGACGGACAGAGGCAGCAGUCGUCUUUCUGGCCUGAUUACUCCUCUCCCAGCUUCACCGCUCCACUACCUCACCUGCCCCUGGCCUCUUGCCCCUCGAACCACAGCCCCCAGUCCUCAGAGCAGUACUGCCCCCGUGUGGUCAAACGCAAAAACACACACCUCCAGAGGCCAGACAGAGAGGGCCAGAUGACAGGAAUGUCAGCGUAUCCAGGCUCUGGCCCAAUCCAGCUGUGGCAGUUUUUACUGGAGCUACUUCUGGACUCGGCCUGCCGUACCUUCAUCACCUGGACGGGAGAUGGCUGGGAGUUUAAGAUGUCCGACCCCGCAGAGGUGGCCAAGCGCUGGGGCCAGUGCAAGAACAAACCCAAGAUGAACUACGAGAAGUUGAGCCGUGGCCUGCGUUACUACUACCACAAGAACAUCAUCCACAAGACGGCGGGCAAACGCUACGUCUACCGCUUUGUCUGUGACAUUCAGGGCAUGCUGGGAAAGACAGCGCAGGAGGUGCUGACCAGUCUGAAUGUUUUGCCCACAAAUACAGAGUCGUGGCAGUCGGGCCCCGGGGUACCAGCGGCGUCGCAGCACAGCAGUGAAACAUGGGCGUCACAGUAGGGAACGGGUACCGGGACUCUUGUUGCUGCUGGCUGAGAACGACCAGCACAUUUGAACAGAGUACUAGGCCGUCAGCCUACACAGUGAACACUGCCUCCUCGAGCCCUGGCUGAACUACAGUCUCCUCAUGGGGGGGGUGUUGUUGCAGACAGACCAGGAGCCAAUUUAUAAAUGCUGCAUUUCAGGGAAAAAAUAACCAAAAACUCAUAAAUUCAAGUCCUAACCCAUAAACAUAUAGCUCCUUAACCUCAGGGCUAAACAACUGCAGCACAGGGGCAUUUGAAGCACUAUAAAUAGAUACUUUUUUUGCAACGUCAGGGGCCAUAUUUUCAUUUGAUGUUUUUCUAAGAGGGAAUUGAUUUGUAAAUAGUGUUUAUAUGAUCGCUAUGUCGAGUUUUGUGCAUUUAUAUUAUUAUUAUUUUUUUUAAUACAAAACUCAUGUCUACCUCUUUUGCAAAUCAAAAUAACAUAAACUGAGAUUAUUUUCAGGCACUCACUGUGAAAGUUUUAGCCCUUGUGAUGAUUGUAUUGUGUAAAUAAACUGUAUAUAAAUAUA
Molecule: messenger RNA, 1844 nt
Organism: Sebastes umbrosus (honeycomb rockfish)
Lineage: Eukaryota; Metazoa; Chordata; Actinopteri; Perciformes; Sebastidae
Product: ETS1-related protein
Exons: 8
Coding region: 134-1288 (384 amino acids)
Biological process (GO): cell differentiation; regulation of transcription by RNA polymerase II
Cellular component (GO): nucleus
Molecular function (GO): sequence-specific DNA binding; DNA-binding transcription factor activity, RNA polymerase II-specific
Source: RefSeq, a predicted model, not a curated record